This is a messenger RNA of Phacochoerus africanus (Common warthog), 6157 nucleotides long. RefSeq names its product fer-1-like protein 4. The record is from RefSeq and is a predicted model, not a curated record. The transcript has 45 exons. Gene Ontology annotation, biological process: plasma membrane organization. Lineage: Eukaryota; Metazoa; Chordata; Mammalia; Artiodactyla; Suidae. Gene Ontology annotation, cellular component: membrane. Bases 1 to 5985 code for a protein of 1994 amino acids.
AUGGCUCUGACUGUAUGUGUGCGGCGACUGACAGGACUGCCAGGCACUCAUGACCGACAAGUGAGGCUUAGCUUUCGAGGUUUUACCCAGAAAACAAGGAGAAUUCACUGUGGUCCAGAAGCAGACAUCGGUGAGCUGUUCCGUUGGCCACACUAUGGGGCUCCACUGGCUGGGGAGUGUCUGUCUAUACAGGUGGUCAACUGUAGCCAUGUGUUCAGCCCCAGGUCUCUGGGGACCCUGGUGAUCUCCCUGCAGCAGCUACAGAGUGCUGGGCAUUUGGUGCUGCGGGAGGCCCUAGUGGAUAAGAAUCUGCGAGUGUCCCGGAUCCAGGUGGAGCUUGACCUGAAGUACCAGCCCCCAGAGGGCACAGCUGGAGCCUGGGCAGAAGAGGACUUUGGAGCACCCAUCCGGGACAGCUCAGAGCUGAUCAUUCCCAAUGUGGGCUUCCAAGAGCUGGAGCCUGGGGAGGCCCGGCUGGAGCGGCGGGCAGUGGCUUUGGGCCGCAGGCUAGCUCGAGGCCUAGGUCAGCAAGAUGAUGAGGACAAUGAACUGGACCUGGAGCUGGAGCUGGAGGAUGAGCCUGAUGUGGAGCUUUCUGGCGUCGUGUUCAGCCCCCUUAAGAGCCGAGCUCGGGGCCUGGCCUGUGGGGAUCCCUUCCAGAUAUCCAGAGUGCAGGACUUCCAGGUGGGGGUCACGGUGCUUGAGGCCCAGAAGCUGGUGGGAGUCAACAUUAACCCCUAUGUGGCUGUGCGUGUUGGGGAGCAACAUCGAGUGACCGCCACACAGCGUGGGACCAACUGUCCCUUCUACAAUGAGUACUUCUUGUUUGAAUUUCAUGAGACCCGGCUUCGCCUCCAAGACUUGCUGCUGGAGAUCACGGCUUUCCAUUCGCAGACGCUUCCCUUUAUGGCCACCCAGAUAGGCACCUUCAGGAUGGACCUGGGCAUUAUCUUCGACCAGCCAGAUGGCCACUUCUACCAGAAAUGGGCUCCGCUGCACGACCCCCGGGACACCCGCGCGGGGACCAAAGGUUUCGUCAAGGUCACUUUGUCUGUGAGGGCGCGAGGAGACCUGCCCGCUCCGCUGCCACCCGCUGGCCCAGGACACAGUUCAGACAUUGAGAAGAACCUGCUGCUGCCGCGCCGAGUGCCGGCGGAGAGGCCGUGGGCGCGGCUGCGCGUGCGCGUGUACCGCGCCGAGGGGCUUCCGGCGCUGCGCCCGGGGCUGCUGGGCAGCCUGGCCCGCGCCCUGCAAGACCAGCGCGUCCUCGUGGACCCUUAUGUGCGAGUGUCUUUCCUGGGGCAGCAGGGCGAGACUUCUGUGCGCGGCGAGGCGGCGGCGCCUGAGUGGAACGAACAGCUGAGCUUCGUGGAGCUCUUCCCGCCGCUGACGCGCAGCCUUCGUCUGCAACUGCGAGACGACGCGCCCCUGGUCGAUGUGGCCCUAGCCACGCACGUGCUGGACCUGAGGCAGAUCUCGCAUCCCGGCCGCGCAGCGGGGUUUAACCCCACCUUCGGCCCGACCUGGGUAUCUCUCUAUGGCUCGCCCCCCAGCGGCGGACUCCGGGAUAGUCUUCAAAAUCUCAAUGAAGGCCUUGGCCACGGCAUUUGGUUUCGCGGCCGCCUGCUGAUCGCUGUAUCCAUGGAAGUGUUGGAAGGGAGAGCUGAAACUAAGCCUCCCCAGGUCCCACAGGGGUCCAGGUUAUCCCGGCUCAUGAGAAAAAAGAAGAAAGCAAAGCGAGGCCAGACUCCAGUGGGGAUUCAGCAGCACCUGGAUGCCAGCUCCAGUGCUGAUGCACCUGAGAUUCCUAGUGCGAUGGAGGUGGAGGUGGAGGAGUUGCUGCCGCUGCCAGAGAACGCCCUGGCACCCUGCGAAGAUUUCCUGCUCUUCGCCGUGCUCUUCGAGGCCACCAUGAUUGACCCCAUCAUGGCCUCCCAGCCUAUCAGCUUCGAGAUCUCCAUUGGUCGUGCAGGUCGCCAGGAAGAACAGUUAAGCCGAGGGUCCAGGCCUGGGGAGGGAGCAGAGAGUGUGGCAGGGGAGGCAGAGCCUCUUCUGGAGUUGGACCAGGGAGCAGGGCCAGUGGAGGAGGAAGAGCUGGGGACCCCUGCACAGCGGCCUGAGCCCAUGGAUGGCAGUGGGCCAUAUUUCUGCUUGCCCCUGCGUCACCGCAAGCCCUGUGUGCGUGUAUGGAGCCGCUGGGAAGAUCACUCAUGGCGCCUGCAAAGCAGUAACUGUGUGCGGAAAGUGGCCGAGAGGCUGGACCAAGGGCUACAGGAGGUUGAGAGUCUGCAGCGCAGGCCGGGGUCUGGAGCCUGCAUGCGGUUGAGGCACACGCUGGAAGAGCUGGUGGCUGGGAGCAGACAGUUUUGCCAGGGUGCCGAGCGCAGGACGAUGACCCGGCCCAACGCCCUGGAUCGAUGCCGAGGGAAACUGCUGGUGCAUAGCCUGAACAUAUUGGCAAAGCAAGGACUGCAGCUCCUACAGGGUCUGAGACAGAGCAACAUGCAAGAGAAGGUGGCACUGGCCAAGAAGCUUCUGGCAAAACUGCGCUUCCUGGCCCAGGAGCCCCAGCCUCCUCUCCCAGAUGUGCUGGUCUGGAUGCUCAGUGGGCGGCGCCGUGUGGCCUGGGCCCGGAUCCCUGCCCAGGAUGUGCUCUUCUCUGUGGUGGAGGAGGAACGGGGCCGGGACUGCGGGAAGAUCCAGAGUCUGCUGCUCACAGCACCUGGGGCAGCCCCUGGUGAGGUCUGUGCCAAGCUGGAGCUCUUCCUGUGGCUGGGGCUGGGCAAGCAAGCCAAGGCCUGCACCUCCGAGCUCCCCCUGGACCUGCUGCCUGAGCCCUCAGCUGGGCUGCCCUGCAGCCUGUACCGGGAUGACUUCAGCUAUUUCCAGCUCCGGGCUCACUUGUACCAGGCCCGAGGUGUGUUGGCAGCAGAUGACAGUGGGCUCUCGGACCCCUUUGCUCGAGUCGUCAUCUCUACGCAGUGCCAGACCACACGGGUCCUGGAGCAGACGCUGAGCCCCCUGUGGGAUGAGCUCUUGGUGUUUGAUCAGUUGAUCGUGGAUGGGAGGCGGGAGCACCUGCAGGAGGAGCCUCCGCUAGUGGUUGUCAGUGUCUUUGACCACAAUAAGUUUGGACCCCCUGUGUUCCUGGGAAGGGCGCUGGCUGCCCCAAGGGUAAAGCUGAUGGAGGACCCCUACCAAUGGCCUGAGCUGCAAUUCUUCCCCCUGAGGAAGGGGCCCCGGGCAGCUGGGGAACUCAUUGCCACCUUUGAACUCAUCGAACUGGACUACAGUAGCCGGCUUGAGCCCUCAGUGCCGAGUGAUGUGGAGCCCCAGGACCUGGCACCCCUGGUGGAGCCCCUCUCCGGACGCCUGUCCCUGCCUCCCCAUGUGCGCCCGGUGCUCAGGGAGUUCCGAGUUGAGGUUCUGUUCUGGGGUCUAAGGGGCCUUGGUCGUGUGCAUCUGUUCGAGGUGGAGCAGCCCCAGGUUGUACUGGAGGUGGCCGGUCAACGUGUGGAGUCUGAGGUCCUGGCCAGUUACCGUGAGAAGCCCAAUUUCACUGAGCUUGUCAGGCAUCUGACCGUGGACCUGCCAGAGCAGCCUUACCUGCAGCCCCCUCUCAGCAUCCUGGUGAUUGAGCGCCGGGCCUUUGGCCGCACAGUGCUUGUGGGUUCCCACAUUGUCUCCCACAUGCUGAGAUUCACACUCCGGGGUCAUGAGGAGCCCCCUGAGGAGGAAGGAGAGGAGGAUACAGAGGACCUGGUGCCCAAGGGACCUCAAGGGCAGAGGUCCCCAGAUCCCUUCCUGGCUGAAGGGGGGAUACCAAGACGGCUCCUGAAGGCUCCUCUGAAGAAGCUCGCUCUGGGAGGCCUCUUGAAUCAAGGCCCAGGGCUGGAGGAGGACAUCCCAGAUCCCGAAGAGCUUGACUGGUGGUCCAAGUACUAUGCAUCGCUCCAGGAGCUCCAGGGGCAGACCAACUUUGAUGAGGAUGAAAUGGAUGAUCCAGGGGAUUCAGAUGGGGUUAACCUCAUAUCUGUGGAUGGGGAAGCCCAAGACCAGGGGGAGGCUGAAAUCAAAGGCCCCGUGUUCCAGAAAAAAGCAAUUGCCACUCUGAAGAUUUACAACCACUCCCUAGAGGAAGAGUUUAACCACUUUGAAGACUGGCUGAAUGUGUUUCCCCUGUACCGAGGGCAAAGGGGUCAGGAUGGAGAUGGAGCGGAAGAAGGGUCUGGAAACCUUGUGGGCAAGUUCAAGGGCUCCCUCCUCAUUUACCCUGAAGCAGAGGCCAUGUCCUUCUCUGAGCCCCAGAUCUCCCGGGGGAUCCCACAGAACCGGCCCAUCAAGCUCCUGGUCAGAGUGUAUGUUGUAAAGGCUACCAACCUGGCUCCGGCGGAUCCCAACGGCAAAGCAGACCCCUACGUGGUGGUGAGCGCUGGCCGGGAGCGGCUGGACACCAAGGAGCGCUACAUCCCUAAGCAACUGAACCCCAUCUUUGGAGAGGUCCUGGAGCUCAGCAUCUCUCUCCCUGCUGAGCCAGAGCUGACUGUGGCUGUGUUUGAUCAUGACCUUGUGGGUUCUGAUGACCUCAUCGGAGAGACCCACAUUGAUCUGGAAAACCGAUUCUACAGCCACCACAGGGCAAACUGUGGGCUGGCGUCCCAGUAUGACAUGGAUGGGUACAAUGCCUGGCGUGAUGCAUUCCGGCCUUCACAGAUCCUGGCAGGGCUGUGCCAGCGCUGUGGCCUCCCUGCUCCUGAAUACCGAGCUGGAGCUGUCAAGGUGGGCAGCAAAGUCUUUCUGACACCGCCAGAGACUCUGCCCCCAGGUGGAGGGAGCUCCAAAGUGGCAAGUGAGGUCCCUGAGGAGGCCCAGGCAUUGCUGGUGCUGCGGCGUUGGCAGGAGAUGCCGAGGCUUGGGAUCCAGCUGGUACCUGAGCAUGUAGAAACACGGCCCCUCUACCAUCCCCGAAGUCCAGGGCUGCUGCAGGGAUCCCUUCACAUGUGGAUUGACAUCUUCCCACGAGAUGUGCCUGCCCCACCCCCAGUGGAUAUCAAGCCUCGGCAGCCAAUCAGCUGUGAGCUCAGAGUCAUCAUCUGGAACACGGAGGAUGUAGUUCUGGAUGACGUGAACCCGCUCACUGGAGAGAUGUCAAGCGACAUAUAUGUGAAAAGCUGGAUGAAGGGGCUGGAGCCUGACAAGCAGGAGACGGACGUUCACUUCAACUCUCUGACUGGGGAGGGGAACUUCAACUGGCGCUUCGUGUUCCGUUUCGACUACCUGCCCACGGAGCGUGAGGUGAGCGUCUGGCGCCGCCCUGGACCCUUCGCCCUGGAGGAAGCUGAGUUCCGGCAGCCCGCUGUGCUGGUCCUGCAGGUCUGGGACUAUGACCGCAUCUCCGCCAACGACUUCCUCGGGUCCCUGGAGCUGCAGCUACCAGACAUGGUGCGAGGGGCGCGGGGCCCUGAGCUCUGCUCCGUGCGGCUGGCCCGGGAAGGGGCUGGGCCAAGGUGUAAUCUGUUUCGCUGUCGCCGCUUGCGGGGCUGGUGGCCUGUGGUGAAGCUGCGAGAGCCAGAGGACGAGGAGCGGGAGCAGCGGGAGGCUCAAGCUGGCAAGAAGAGGAAGAAGAGGAGGAGGGGCCGGCCAGAAGACUUGGAGUUCAAGGAUGCAGGAGGCAACGUCUACAUCCUCACAGGGAAAGUAGAGGCAGAGUUUGAGCUGCUGACUGUGGAGGAGGCUGAGAAACGGCCAGUGGGGAAGGGACGCAAGGAGCCGGAGCCCUUGGAGAAGCCCAACCGCCCCAAAACCUCCUUCAACUGGUUUGUGAACCCGUUGAAGACCUUUGUCUUCUUCAUCUGGCGCCGGUACUGGCGCAUCCUGCUGUUGCUGCUGCUGCUGGCGCUCAUCACCAUCUUCCUCCUCCUCGUCUUCUACACCAUGCCCGGCCAGAUCAGCCGGGUCAUCUUCCACCCUCUCCACGGACCCUGACUGACCCUGGACAUUCGUCCCACAAUGUCGACGCCUCAACUCCUGCUCCUGGCGUCCUUCCCACCAGUAGGAACCCUGCCAGAGUUCACCACUUUCUCCGAGUAACCCUUAUCAAGCAUCCACUCUGUCACCUGAACACAUGCUGUGGAGAAUAAAUAAUACUGGAGGCAGA